CCUGAAAAUAUUGGGGUAAUUUUCAGCUAAGGAGAGUAUAUGCCAGCAAAAUUAGAGUCGCAUUUCCACUAUUUAGAGACAGAACAGAGUUGAUCCCAUUAAAGCCCACUCUUUCUCUCUCUACUUUCUCUCUCUUCUGCAAUCUGAAAAACCUUUCUUCUUCUUCUUCAUCCAAUGCCUUCAAUCUUACUGUUUCUAAACCAAAUCAAGCAACAAAUCCUUCUUACAGAUUCCCCAUGGCCGCUGUUCACCGGUGAGAUUCUCUGUUUUCAUGGAUUCUGACCGCCAUUUUCGUACUACUAGCAGCAACAGUACCAGUUCCGCCGCCGCAGGCUCUAGCGAGCUCUUCAUCUGCUUCACUUCUCGCUUCUCAUCUUCUUCUUCUUCUGCCAUGAAGAUCUCUUCCAAGUGCCUUCUUAGCCCUGGCCGUGCCCGUGAAGGCCAAAUCAUCCUCUCUACUUCACUCAGCCGCCGUCUCAAAUCCAGCGGCAGCCUCAAGGUCGGUCAGGCCUCGCCUGCGUUUCCUACCGGUGGGAAGAAGCGAGGAUGCGCGUUCGAUAAUCCGGAGCCGUCGUCGCCGAAGGUCACUUGCAUUGGACAGGUUAGGGUUAAGACUAAGAAGCAGGGAAGGAAGAUGAGGGCUAGAUCGCUGAAGCGGAGGACUAAUUCGGAGGCGAGUUUUCGGAAAUCGGAGAGUGUUGUUCAAUCGUCGCAGAUGAAUGGUAAUGAUCAGCAAUUCGUUGCGAAUCAAUCGUCGCGUCCUAAUCUUCUUCGUCAGGACAGUAUGAGUAAUGGCGGAAACGGUUUCCAGCAGGAGCGGCAUUCGCACCGGAGCCAGCGGUGGGUGCAUUUGCCGUUCACAAUUUGCGAGGCGCUUAGGGCUUUUGGUGCUGAACUCAACUGUUUCUUGCCGUGCCAUUCGUCGUGUUCCAGCGAUAGGGAGAGUAACAAGGAAUCGAAGCCGGCGGGGAGGUCGGAGGAGGAGACCGAGAGUUCCUGCGGGAAAGUGUUUGCGCGGUGGUUGGUGGCGGUACAAGACAGAGACGGGAAGGGGAGGAAGAUCGAACUAGUAGUUGGAGACGAAGAACCUCAAACGGAGAAGGAAAAUGGAAGCCAGAGGCGGCAUAUUUUGGACGGAAUGAAUUUCAAAGACGAAAAUGAAGUCGUUGAGAAAGAGGAAUCGAGGAUCAGCCUUUGCAUUCCGCCGAAGAACGCUUUGCUGCUAAUGAGGUGCAGAUCUGAUCCGGUGAAGGUGGCGGAGCUCGCGAAACGAUUCUGUGAACCUCCUGCGCCACAACUGGAAGAACAUGACAAGGAAGAACUAGACGAAGAUCAUGAAGAGAAGAAAACUACACAAAAUGAAGCGAAAAGAGAUGAAUCUGUGCCUGUAAGUAAGGAAGACGACGAAGAAGAAAGAACAGUGAAGCUAAAUCUGAAGCUUGAAAACGAGGAAGAAAUCAAUGAAGAAUCUGUUUCCGAUACUGAAAGAGGAGAAGAAUCCACAGAAAUGGCCACAGAAAACGAAAUCGAUGAGCAGAAAUCAAACAUUUCUAUGAUAAAUCAUCAGAGUCAAGAAGAAACAGCAGAAGACAGAAUCGAUCAAGAUAAUCAGCAAGAAACAAUGGCGAUCUCAAGAACAAUUCCAAUUCCGAUUCAGAGCCACUGUGAAUCUGAAUUUGCUCAAGAUGCAGAGAACCUGGAAUCAGCCGAAGAAGACGAAUCUAAGCGCGAACAAGACAACAGAACAGAGCAGAGAGAAGCAUUUGAAGAAGACGAAAAUGGCGAAAACCCUACUUCGGCGUCAUUAUCAGUAGAGACAGAACCAGUUUUAGACGAAACCGGAACUGAAUUUGAUGAGAAUUGGGAAGAAGUAACAGAGACGACGACGGCGAUUAAAGAGAAAGCGACGGAUGAAGGAAUCAGAUCCGACACUCAAAACGACGACGAAAUGAUGGGUCCAGAGGCGGAGGACCAGUCAAAGGAGCGAGACACUCCGCCGCCGGAGCCGGAGAGAAAAACACAAACAGAAUCACCUGUUCUUCCGGAUUGCUUGCUGUUAAUGAUGUACGAGCCAAAGCUAUCAAUGGAGGUGUCGAAGGAGACAUGGGUCUGCAGCACGGACUUCAUAAGGUGCGUUCCAACGAGGGAGAAGAAGCCAGCCGGUCGAAACCCGCCGCCGCCACCGCCACCGAAGAAGCGGGAGAAGAAGCCGGCGGACAACACGCAGACGGCGGUGAUCCAACCGGCGAGGUGGUCGUGUUCGUUUCCAGCGGCGGCGGCUGCGGCAACAAUGAUAGAACAGAAGAAGCUAGUGAGGGCCAAGGGUUACGAGCCGUUUGUUCUUACGAGGUGCAAGUCGGAGCCGAUGAGGUCAUCUUCUAACCUGGCGCCGGACGCUUGCUUUUGGAAGGACCGCAAGCUUGAGCCACAUCGCCCAGCUACCUUCGGCGUCGGCGCGGCUGACGUUGGAUUUUGACCAUUUCACCCCUCAGUAAAAAAAAAA
Molecule: messenger RNA, 2503 nt
Organism: Cucurbita pepo subsp. pepo (vegetable marrow)
Lineage: Eukaryota; Viridiplantae; Streptophyta; Magnoliopsida; Cucurbitales; Cucurbitaceae
Source: RefSeq, a predicted model, not a curated record